This is a messenger RNA of Candidula unifasciata, 507 nucleotides long. The record is from the annotation of a GenBank genome assembly. NCBI's taxonomy places the organism in Eukaryota, Metazoa, Mollusca, Gastropoda, Stylommatophora, Geomitridae.
GAAAUGGAAAUUAAAAAAGCAGCAAAACAAGGAAAUAAACAGGCAGCAACAAUUCUAGCCAAACAGCUGGUGAACUUGAGGAAACAGAAAACAAAAAGUUAUGCUAUGGGAUCCAAGAUCUCUGCCAUUGGGAACCAACAAAAGAUGAUGCACUCCAACAUGAAGAUGGCCACUGCCAUGGGAACAACCACAAAGACAAUGACACAGAUGAACAAAGUAAUGGACCCGCAAAAGACAGCAGCCAUGAUGCGGGAGUUUCAGAAAGAAACAGACAAAAUGGACAUGACUGAAGAAAUGAUUGAUGAUACCCUGAAUGAUAUUCUUUCCGAGUCUGGAGAUGAGGAGGAGCAGGAUGCCAUUGUCAACAAAAUCCUCGAUGAGAUCGGCAUAGAAAUAUCAGGAAAGCUUGCAGAUGCGCCCGCAGCUCACAGAGGAAAACUGGGAGAAACGUCGAGAGUCGCUGAUGAUGAAAUUGAGAGGCAGCUUGCAGCAUUAAGGGAUCUCUAA